AUGUCGACUCCCUACAAUCAGAACACCUCAUACUCGACGUCUUACGGUACCCAACCUCAGCCGACCUUCCCGCCACCAAUCACAUCAGCGUACUCGCCACCCGCCUCAGCGAUGUCUCCGCCCGCAUCUGGGACACCCGCGCCCAAGAAACGUGGCCGUAAACCGAAGGACAAGGACGCGGAGAAAGGAGCCGCGAGGGAAGGCGGAGGCAGCAAAGAAAGCGGCAAAGCGAAAGCCAAAGAACGUACACCAGCGCCCGCACCGAACUCGCCCAUGCCACCCCCACCAGUCCCGACGUCCGCAGCCGGCGCGCUUAUUGCCGACGUCCUAGCGCAGAGUAUGGCCGGUCCGAGUUCCGGCGCUGGUCAAGCGCAGGCUGGACAAGGACAAGGGCAGGGAGAAGAGGGAGAUGGAGAGGAGGACGACGAGUUUCUGCCGGCUAUGGCGGACGACGAUUAUAGCGCGCAGCUGUCGUGGCAGAGCCAGAGUAAGGAUAAUCUGAAGGUGUUGAUGGAUAGCUUUGGGCCGGAGCAGUAUGAGAGGUAUGAGGCGUAUAGGCGGAGCGCGUUGAGUAAGGGUGCGGUUAGGAAGGUUGUGCAGCAGAGCUUGGGGCAACAGGUCAGCGCACCUGUGGCGCAGAUUGUAGCCGGCUUCAGCAAGGUGUUCGUGGGCGAGAUCGUCGAACGAGCGCGUGCUGCACAGGCUCGCCGUGGCGAGUCAGGUCCUCUCAGUCCAGAUCAUCUUCGCGAAGCAUACCAUCAAUACCAGCUGGAGACAGGUCGGGUGGGCGCUGCUCGACCGUGUAAAGGCAAACGACUAUUCCGACGAUAG
Peniophora sp. CBMAI 1063 is the source of this 831-nucleotide messenger RNA. NCBI's taxonomy places the organism in Eukaryota, Fungi, Basidiomycota, Agaricomycetes, Russulales, Peniophoraceae. The record is from the annotation of a GenBank genome assembly.